AAUAAAAGACAAAUCUAUUUAUCGUGAUAAUUUAUGAUGUCCAUUACUUUGCAGAAGCUAUUUUCAAAGUAGUACCAUGGAGUAUUUCCUAUCUCUGUUUUCUCUCAUGAAGAUUAUUCUCAUGUCUGUUCUACUCAUGGUAUCAUUAUUUGUACUUGUAACUAUUAUUGGUUUAGCCAAGGAAUGGAUCAUGCGACAAAAAAGACCUCCAAUUGCUGGUUUAAUGUUGAACCAGCUUGUAUAUUUCAAAACACUUUUCGAUUAUCAAACAUUUCUCAGUCGUAAACAUCCAACUUACCGGCUAAUCUUGCCUUCACAUAGUGAAAUUUACACAAGUGAUCCUGUUAACAUUGAAUAUAUCCUCAGAACAAACUUCAACAACUAUGGGAAGGGAAAGUAUAAUUAUGAAAUUAUGAAAGAUCUUUUUGGUGAUGGGAUUUUUGCGGUAGACGGCGAUAAAUGGCGUCAUCAACGGAAGCUUGCAAGUUAUGAGUUCUCUACUAAGGUUUUGAGGGAUUUCUGCAGUACAGUCUUUCGAUCUAACGCUGCUAAAUUGGCUGCAAAAGUAUCUGAAGCGGCAGAGUUCAGUAAGGCAAUAGAACUGCAGGAUGCGUUGAUGAAAUCAACAUUAGAUUCAUUGUUUAAAGUGGGAUUUGGAAUUGAACUAAAUAGUUUAUCCGGGUUAGACGAGUUUGGAGUACGAUUUACAAAGGCCUUCGAUGAUGCAAACGAGAUUGUCUACUGGAGAUUCGUUGAUCCAUUCUGGAAGAUUAGAAGGUUUUUAAACAUUGGCUUGGAAGCUGCUCUGAAAAGACACAUGAAAGUUAUUAAUGAUUUUGUGUUUAAGCUGAUCAAACACAAGAGGGAGCAAAUGAAGACUGGAACAAAGGCUCAGGGAGCGAAAGAAGAUAUACUGUCGAGGUUUCUGAUAGAGAGUGAAAAGGAUGUAGCUAACAUGACAGAUCAAUAUUUAAGAGACAUAAUUCUCAAUUUUGUUGUAGCAGGAAAGGAUUCGACUGCGAAUACACUUACUUGGUUCUUUUUCAUGAUAUGCAAGAAUCCAUUCAUUCAAGAAAAGAUCUUCCAAGAAGUUAAAGAUGCGAUUAACAUUGCAGAGAGUACAAACAUUUCAGUUGAAGAAUUCACUGAGAAGAUAACUGAAGAAGCCAUUGAGAAAAUGCAGUAUCUUCAUGCAACACUGACUGAAACUCUUAGGCUCUUUCCAGCUGUGCCUGUGGAUGGAAAGAAUGCAAAUGAAGAAGAUGCACUCCCAGUUGAUGGACUGAAAGUAAGGAAAGGAGAUGGGAUAAGUUAUAUGCCUUAUGCCAUGGCAAGGAUGACUUACAUCUGGGGAGAUGAUGCUGAGGAAUUUCGGCCCCAAAGAUGGCUUCAAAAUGGAGUUUUUCAACCUGAAAGUCCUUUCAAAUUCACUGCUUUUCAGGCUGGUCCAAGAAUCUGUCUGGGGAAGGAGUUCGCGUACAGGCAAAUGAAGAUAUUCGCAGCAACUCUUAUCAACUUUUUCAAAUUCAAGCUUGUGGAUGAAAACAAAGAAGCUACGUAUAGAACCAUGUUCACUCUUCACAUGGAUCAAGGACUGCCAUUGUUUGCAUUUCACAGAUCCAAAUAACUUGAUUACAUAAAAAUAAUAUAAUUACACAUGGCUUUGCAAAAACGGGUUCUUUCCUACAAUUCAGUAAUGCAACAUUUAUGCUCAGCUGAUUAAGACUGACAUAUAUGUGUCUGAUCAACCUUUACAUAUUCAAGCUUGGGGAUGAAAAACAACAAGCUGCAUCCACUCUAUUAUGUACAGGAAUUU
This is a messenger RNA of Papaver somniferum (opium poppy), 1816 nucleotides long. RefSeq names its product cytochrome P450 704C1-like. The record is from RefSeq and is a predicted model, not a curated record. Gene Ontology annotation, molecular function: oxidoreductase activity, acting on paired donors, with incorporation or reduction of molecular oxygen; iron ion binding; monooxygenase activity. The coding region runs from base 77 to 1627 and encodes 516 amino acids. The transcript has 6 exons. Lineage: Eukaryota; Viridiplantae; Streptophyta; Magnoliopsida; Ranunculales; Papaveraceae.